Molecule: messenger RNA, 3503 nt
Organism: Oxyura jamaicensis (ruddy duck)
Lineage: Eukaryota; Metazoa; Chordata; Aves; Anseriformes; Anatidae
Gene: DCLRE1A
Product: DNA cross-link repair 1A
Exons: 11
Coding region: 237-3233 (998 amino acids)
Biological process (GO): double-strand break repair via nonhomologous end joining; interstrand cross-link repair; protection from non-homologous end joining at telomere
Molecular function (GO): 5'-3' DNA exonuclease activity; damaged DNA binding
Source: RefSeq, a predicted model, not a curated record
GCUCCCGGGGGCUGCAGGGCGUGAGAGAAGCCAUCGUUAAAUCCUCGGGGGUGAGGGGCCACCAUGCUUCUGUCCCCUCGCGGGCUGCUGCUGGGUUUGGGGCCCUGGGGUGGUUUGUUAAGAUGGAAUCGGAGUGCUUCGCUGCCGGGCGGAGGGGAGCGGGGAUGUGUUAGCAGAAAGCCGGCUGGGUUUAUGAGGUGUUGCUUGAGGGAAAAGAGAGCGGCUCGUAUGUUGCCAUGUCUGAGGAUGCUUUGUUGGAAGAGGACAUUUGGGAGUACAAGUCCAUUAGGAAGCAAAAGCAGCAGAGCACUCCGGAGAGUCCCUCCGCUCCUGUGCAGAAAGUAACCGACGGCAAAUGCAGGCCACAAAGAAAGGGAAAUGGAAAUAAAAGAAAAUCGGUGCGAAAAAAUGGUACUCGUCAGAAAAGUGAGCGGAGAUCGAGGCCAAAUGAGGAUCCAGAGGCGAGUAAAGAUGACAGCAGCGUGCACUCCCAGGAAAGCGCGGGCAGCCAGGCAGAGCACGGCUCGCAGAGUGCAAGGCCGGGUCACGACGGGCACUGUCCGAGCUGUCAGAUGCCCUUCUCCUUGCUGCUAGUCCAGACACCUCGGUGGCACGUCGCCGAAUGUUUGGAUACUCCAGGAUCCACUGAAAAAGAGUGUCCUGAUGGCUUACUGUGCACUUCUACCAUUCCAUCCCACUACAAGCGCUAUAGUCAUUUCCUACUUGCAGCAAGCAGGGCAGGAGAAUAUCUGGUAAGCUCUUCAGCACAUGCUUUGGAGAGGAAGUCCACAUGCUCUACUGCUGCAAAGUCCGGUUGUUUCCCAAGUCAUUCAGAAGAAAUUUCACAGAAUGAGAAACCAUCUAAUAAUGUAAAAAACGUCCCAAAAUACGAGUGUGCAUCGGUGGUACAGAGCUCACCACAAGAGAAGUCUCUAAAUAUAACCAGUGAAAGUACUUCCUCUUUUGCACAUGCUCAAAACCCUCAACAAACAUUUCAGCUCACACAAACCACAGAUAAUAGUUGUAAAUUUGAAUUUUAUGACUUUGCGUCCUCUCAGGAAAGUGUUAUAGGAGAAGAUCUGAGCAGUCAAAAAGAUACAAAUCAGCCAAGUCUACUACAGUCAAAAGUGGACUUCAGUGACUGUGAAAUUUCUUACUCCCCAUUGAGUACUUGUGAGGAAAGUGAAGAUGGAACUGAAGAAGAGGAGGAAAAAGUAAAAAUAUCACAAAAUAAAUUAUUCAUAGUCGAGAACUUUGAAGAUAAAGAAUUUGAUUCUGUGGAGGUCAAAAAAUGUGACGAACCUUUUUUACAGCAGAAGCAUAUUGAACAGGGAAAUUUUAUAUUAAAAAACCAACACUGUGAGGAAGUAGAUACAUGGAACUGUCAGCAUUAUAGCAGAAGAACUGCUUCUCAGAGUCACGUGAGCAGCAACUUCUGUAAUUCAGCAUGUGUAGGUAAUCAGCAUCAGCAAGAGACCCUAGCAUCAGACUCCUCUUUUCCUUUUAGUUGUGAAUUAUUUAAGGAGGAGGUUCAACAGCCAAGAUUGACUUCCUCGGCUGCUGAUGCAGGUAACGCAGAGUCAAAAGGUAGUGGUGCUUGUGCUUUGGAUUCUGUGUACGUGGGUCUUACGGAUACGCCACUGGUGUCAGUCAGGGAAGGUGCUGGCUCUCCUCUGUCACAAAAAAGUAAGGUUAGGAGGGACCCAAGUAACAUUUUAACCAAUCCAGGUAAAAUGGCAGCUGGUGCAAUUGAAAAAGCUGCUCACCAGGAGAGUUUGCAGUCAGUAGUGAAGAAAGAAGAAAACCUUAAUGCAGCUGGUGUAUGCUUUCCCAGCCCUGUCUCUAAAACAGCAUCAUCUCAUUCUUUAGCAAGUGCAAAUGCCAAAUCCAGUUCUGCCAAAGAACUCAAACAAAUGGACAUUGGUGUUUUCUUUGGGUUAAAAGCCAAAGUAAAAGAGGAAAGUAAGGGAGAGAUGUGUUUGAGUGAGGAAAAGCAGGCACCAUGUUCAGUAACUCCCAAUGGAAAGAGGCCCAGACAGCAAAAAAGGAAAGCUGAAGGAUCUGUGGAGGAUGUAGAAGCAGCUAAAGAAAGUUCAGAUAAAAAUGGAGACCUGGCAGAUGUAACUUCUGGUGGCCAAAGAAAGUGGAGAAAAAAAUUUAGAGAAUUACCUGCUACAGGUGAAGGAACAAGAAAAAAACAGUGCCCUUUCUACAAGAAAAUACCAGGAACUGGUUUUACAGUUGAUGCUUUCCAGUAUGGAGAAAUUGAAGGCUGCACAGCCUAUUUCCUCACUCAUUUUCACUCUGAUCACUAUUGUGGGCUGACAAAAAACUUCAUGUUUCCAAUCUACUGUAACAAGAUAACUGGCAAUCUGGUGAAGAGCAAACUUCGAGUCAAAGAGCAGUACGUCCAUGUGCUGCCGAUGGACACGGAAUGUGUCGUGAAUGGGAUUAAAGUGGUGCUGCUUGAUGCCAAUCAUUGUCCAGGUGCAACAAUGAUCCUUUUUUGUCUGCCCAGUGGAACUGCUAUUCUGCACACAGGAGACUUUAGGGCAGAUCCUUCUAUGGAGCGCUACCCUGCUUUGCUUGGUCAAAAAGUCCACACCCUUUACCUUGAUACCACGUACUGUAGUCCUGAAUACACUUUUCCUUCUCAACAAGAAGUUAUCCAGUUUGCUGUCAAUACUGCCUUUGAGACAGUGACUUUAAACCCGCGUACUCUAGUUGUCUGUGGCACGUAUUCCAUUGGAAAAGAAAAAAUUUUUUUAGCAAUUGCUGAAGUUCUGGGCUCGAAAGCAAGCAUGUCCCGUGAUAAAUACAAAACACUGCAGUGCUUGGAGUCAGCAGCCGUUAAUUCCCUCAUCAGUGUGGAUUGGGCUGGUACUUUGCUUCACAUUCUUCCCAUGAUGCAAAUUACUUUUAAGGGCUUGCAAGACCACUUAAAUAAGUUUUCUGAGAAUUUUGAUCAAGUUCUGGCUUUCAAACCUACUGGAUGGACCUACUCUGAUUCAUGCCUUUCUCUGCUGGAUAUCAAACCUCAGACGAGAGGAAGGAUCACCAUUUAUGGAAUUCCGUAUAGCGAACACAGCAGUUACCUGGAAAUGAAGCAUUUUGUUCAAUGGUUGAAGCCACAGAAAAUAAUCCCCACUGUAAAUGUUGGUGACUGGAGAGCCAGAAGCUUGAUGGAAAAGCAUUUUAGAGACUGGAUGACUGAGGGCAGUGGACAUAAAUAACUAUAAAGAAGAAUGUACAUUUCAAAAGAGAUUAUGGAGACGGCUAGAUGCAUGAUGCUGGGAGUGAAACCACCUCCAGGUUCAUCAUUUUGGAAAAUAAUUUAUUGUAAUAAAUAAAUACUUAGAAGAAUAAAAUUUUUUUUAAAGAUAUUGCUACCUACAUUCUACUCAAGAUUUUCUAUGUUUUUGUUUUUUUAAAUAAAGAACCUCCAUGAAGCCUGUGUGUUCUUUCUAAGAGCAAAGUAUAUUUCUUCUCAGUACUGUAGCUGC